This is a messenger RNA of Populus trichocarpa (black cottonwood), 4081 nucleotides long. Its product is annotated as ABC transporter B family member 13. Gene Ontology annotation, molecular function: ATP hydrolysis activity; ATP binding; ABC-type transporter activity. NCBI's taxonomy places the organism in Eukaryota, Viridiplantae, Streptophyta, Magnoliopsida, Malpighiales, Salicaceae. The record is from RefSeq and is a predicted model, not a curated record. Gene Ontology annotation, cellular component: membrane. Gene Ontology annotation, biological process: transmembrane transport. The transcript is spliced from 10 exons. The coding region runs from base 190 to 3930 and encodes 1246 amino acids.
AUGCAAAAGAAAGUUCAGGAACCGAGUAGUUGGCUUGCUAACUAUUUAAACCUUUACAUUUAUAGGCAAGAGAAGCUAGCUACUCAUCCUCCACGAGCUCUUUAUGAAACAAGCAUGCCCUUUGGCGUUAUUUCAAGUUUGAUCUGAUCUGUCACAUUCUCUCAUUUCUUUCUUCAGCUUAAUUCUACAAUGGAAGAAUUAGAGCUUACCUCCGAUCAGGUCUUGGACCAGAAUUCACUUCCGAAGAUGGAGCGGCCAUCAAAUUCAAGCAAAAAGCCUACUGUUUCAAUUUUUGGUCUAUUUUCUGCUGCUGAUAAAUUUGACCAUUUCUUGAUGUUUUUAGGACUCGUCGGUUCAUGCGCUCAUGGUGCUGUGUUUCCUUUGUUCUUUGUUUUGUUUGGUCAUCUGAUUGAUUCUCUCGGACAUGUACGUUCUGAUCCUCAUCAAAUGUCUUCACAGGUGUCCAAGUAUUCCUUGGACCUGGUGUAUUUGGGGCUUGGAGUUUUUGUAGCUGGAUGGAUUGGUGUUGCAUCUUGGAUGCAAACUGGUGAGAGGCAGACAGCACGUUUGCGUCUAAAGUAUCUUCAGUCUGUUUUAAGAAAGGACAUGAACUUUUUCGACAUAGAAGCUAGAGAUUCCAACAUUUUAUUUCAUAUAUCAAGUGAUGCCAUACUAGUGCAAGAUGCAAUAGGUGACAAGACAGGCCAUGCAGUUCGUUAUCUUUCUCAGUUUUUCAUUGGAUUCGUUUUUGGGUUUAAGUCAGUUUGGCAACUUACGCUCCUCACCUUGGCUGUGGUUCCGUUGAUGGCCGUUGCCGGGGGAGCCUAUACUAUAAUUAUGUCUACCUUGUCAGAAAAGGGUGAGGCCGCUUAUGCUGAAGCUGGCAAGGUUGCAGAUGAGGCUAUUUCGCAGAUACGUACAGUAUACUCAUUCGUAGGAGAGGAGAAAGCACUAGAAGAGUACUCCAAGUCCCUUAAGAAAGCUCUUAAAUUGGGGAAGAAAAGUGGGGUUGCAAAAGGAGUUGGUAUUGGAUCUACAUAUGGACUCCUAUUUUGUGCUUGGUCAAUGCUUCUCUGGUAUUCCAGCAUACUAGUUAGGCGUGGGGACACAAAUGGUGCAAAAGCUUUCACAGUGAUACUCAAUGUCAUAUUUAGUGGAUUUGCUCUUGGCCAAGCUGCUCCAAAUAUUGCUGCUAUUUCCAAAGGCCGUGCUGCUGCCGCCAGUAUUAUGAGCAUGAUUGAAACAGAUUCCAGCCCUUCUAAAAAUUUAGUAGAUGGAAUUGUGAUGCCAAAAGUAUCUGGGCAGAUCGAAUUCUGCGAGGUCUGUUUUUCUUAUCCCUCACGGAGCAACAUGGUCUUCGAAAAUUUGAGCUUCUCAAUAAGCGCUGGGAAGAACUUUGCAGUUGUAGGUCCAAGUGGUUCAGGGAAAAGCACUGUUAUAUCCAUGGUUCAACGUUUCUAUGAACCUACUUCAGGUAAAAUUCUGCUGGACGGGCAUGAUCUUAAAACUCUCGAAUUGAAAUGGUUAAGAGAACAAAUGGGAUUGGUCAGUCAAGAACCAGCAUUGUUUGCUACAACCAUAGCUGGCAAUAUUCUGUUUGGUAAAGAAGAUGCAAGCAUGGAUCAGAUUUAUGAAGCUGCUAAAGCUGCCAAUGUACAUUCUUUUGUUCUACAGUUACCUGAUGGUUAUCACACCCAGGUUGGAGAGGGAGGAACACAGCUUUCUGGUGGUCAAAAACAAAGACUGGCUAUAGCAAGAGCAGUGCUGAGGAAUCCAAAGAUAUUACUUUUAGAUGAGGCCACCAGUGCUCUUGAUGCAGAAUCUGAACUCAUUGUGCAACAAGCCCUGGAGAAAAUUAUGGCAAAUCGGACUACAAUUGUCGUCGCACACCGGUUAUCUACAAUUCGAGAUGUUGAUACAAUCAUUGUUUUGAAAAAUGGCCUAGUUGUUGAAAGUGGGAGUCACUUGGAAUUGAUAUCCAAGGGAGGAGAAUAUGCAAGCAUGGCGAGUCUGCAAGUAUCAGAACAUGUUACAGAUGCAAGCUCGAUACAUUCUGGAACAGCUGGAAAAUCUAGCUUUCGAGAACUUACAAGCAGUCAAAAUCAGGAAGUUACAACAAGAGAGCUGAAGUCAAAUGAUGAAAACUUGUCCCCGGCUAACUUUUCUCCCACCCCAUCCAUUUGGGAACUAGUAAAACUAAAUGCACCGGAAUGGCCUUAUGCAGUGCUUGGGUCAGUUGGCGCAAUGAUGGCUGGCAUGGAAGCACCUCUGUUUGCCCUUGGAAUUACACAUAUGCUGACUGCAUUUUAUUCUCCUGAUAAUUCUCAAAUGAAAAAAGAGGUUCAUCUCGUAGCUCUUAUUUUUGUUGGAGCGGCUGUUGUUACUGUUCCUAUUUAUAUACUUCAACACUACUUUUAUACACUAAUGGGGGAGCGUCUGAUAACUCGUGUUCGCCUAUCAAUGUUCUCAGCUAUCCUUUGCAAUGAGAUUGGCUGGUUUGAUUUAGAUGAGAAUAGUACUGGCUCACUGACAUCAACUUUAGCUGCCGAUGCGACCUUAGUUCGAAGUACUCUUGCUGACCGUCUCUCAACAAUGGUGCAGAAUGUAUCACUCACUGUAACAGCAUUUGUUAUCGGCUUUUCAUUAAGUUGGAGGGUGUCAGCUGUUAUCAUUGCUUGCUUCCCUCUACUUAUUGGCGCUGCCAUAACUGAGCAAUUAUUUCUCAAGGGAUUUGGGGGAGACUAUCGUUCUUACACUAGAGCAAAUGCCGUGGCACGUGAAGCAAUUGCGAAUAUUCGUACCGUAGCUUCAUUUGGUGCUGAAGAACGAAUUGCUCAUCAGUUUGCAUCUGAACUAAACAAACCAAACAAACAAGUACUUUUACAGGGACAUAUAUCAGGCAUUGGAUAUGGUGCAUCCCAGUUUUUCUGUUUUUGUGCAUAUGCACUUGGUAUUUGGUAUGCAUCAGUAGUAAUCUCACACAACGAAUCCGAUUUCGAUCAUGUCAUGAAGUCCUUCAUGGUUUUGGUAAUGACUUCAUAUGCUAUAGCAGAAACGGUAGCGCUCACACCAGACAUUAUGAAGGGUUCACAAGCACUAGAAUCGGUUUUCAGUAUUCUCCAUAGGAAAACAGCCAUGGACCCUGAUGAUCCCACGUCAAAGGUGAUAACUGAUAUCAAAGGGGACGUAGAGCUCAGACAUGUGAGUUUCAAGUAUCCUGCAAGGCCUGAUACAAUUAUUUUCGAGGAUUUAAAUCUCAAAGUUUCAGCUGGCAAAAGCCUUGCUGUGGUGGGCCAAAGUGGAUCAGGGAAAAGUACUGUAAUUGCCUUGAUACUGAGGUUCUACGACCCCAUUUCCGGAACAGUUCUUAUUGAUGGAUAUGAUGUUAAGACCUUGAACCUGAAAUCAUUAAGGCGGAAAAUAGGACUGGUUCAACAGGAGCCAGCAUUGUUUUCGACAACAAUUUACGAAAACAUCAAGUAUGGGAAUAAAAAUGCUUCAGAAAUUGAAGUGAUGAAGGCAGCCAAAGCGGCCAAUGCUCAUGGAUUCAUCAGCAGAAUGCAUGAAGGAUACCAUACUCAUGUGGGUGAUAGAGGACUGCAGUUAUCAGGGGGGCAGAAACAGAGAAUAGCAAUUGCUAGAGCUAUACUUAAAGACCCUUCUAUUCUUCUUUUGGAUGAAGCUACAAGUGCCUUGGAUACAGCAUCUGAAAAGUUGGUCCAAGAGGCUUUAGAUAAACUCAUGGAAGGCAGAACAACAGUUCUGGUAGCACACAGGUUGUCAACUGUUCGCGACGCUGAUAGCAUUGCAGUGAUUCAACAUGGGAGGGUGGUCGAAAUCGGAAGCCAUAACCAGCUUAUUGGAAAACCUUCUGGUGUUUAUAAACAACUAGUCAGUUUACAGCAAGAAAAGUCAUUUUCCUAUCAAUAAGGAUUCUAGACCAAAAACAAAUGGAUUAGAAACAUAUAUUUUUCUAUCUAUAACUGAAUCUAUCAAGCUGAAAGUUUCUUCUUGACCUUACUGAAUGUAUAAGAGAAUUUGACACUUGAAUCUGAAGAAAUUAGUCUUGUUAUUGCAAUCA